AAGUUAAACCCAGUGUGUCCCGUCAAGCUCCUCCGCGGGCGUGCGGUGGCGACAGCAAAACAAUACUAUAAACAUUUCUGCCUCUCACUUUCAUUUCACCUUUUCAAACACACAAAUCAAUCAAAAUCCUCAUUUCACCAAAAUAAGAACAGGAAUCCCCAUAACCUUACGCAACAAGAAAAGGACGAACCAACGGACAUUCACUUGUCUUUUCAUGGCAUCGCCGCCGGAGACGACGGCGAAGACGACGUCCAUUCUGUCACCGACGCAGAGGUACGCCGCCGCAUCCCUUUUCGGGCUUGCCCUUCACGAGGCGCAGAUCCACCAGACCCAAAUUUUGCCCUUACCCGCUGCUUCCGACGAUCCCCUCUCCAGAGAACAACGUACCAGUAGUAGCUCCAGCGCCGACUCAGUUUCCGAUGACCCCGAUCUUUGGGUCCACGAAAACUCGGCUUUGCUCCGACCCGUUUUCAAGUUUCUGGAUAUUGAUCCUGCUGCAUGGUCUGGACUUGAGGAAACUGCUGGCUCUUCAUCGGCUACACAUCAUGUGGGACCACUCUUGAGAUUGCUUGCAGAAGAAUCUGAUGAUGGUUCUUCUGAAAGGUCAGAUCAAGAACUUGCUUUAUCAAAAGUUGUUGAUGGUAUACUACUUGGCAUGGAAGAAAAUUUAAGCUCUUCCAAGGCUAAAAGGGGAAAGCUUAUCGAAUAUGAGCAUCAUUGUCGUGAGAAAUUUUCAUCUGCCGAUGUUAAUCCUAAUUCUGAAAAGAUAGAUGUGCCAUUCGAAGCUCAGAAGAACACUACCCCUUCUGUUGAUUGUAAAGAUUCCCAGGGGUUUGUCCAUGGCCAAAUUGAUGAGAAACCAAUUGAAGAGGUGACGAUGCUUAGUGAUCAAAGAAAAGUGACUGUUCUCUAUGAACUUCUUUCAGCUUGUCUUUCAGAUUUAGGUGAAGAUAACAAGAGAUAUACACGGAGAAGAAAAGGUUAUGAUGCUCGGCAUCGUGUGGCUUUGCGGUUGCUAGCAACUUGGCUUGAUGUCAAGUGGACAAAAAUGGAGUCCAUUGAGACCAUGGUUUCAUCUGCGGCAAUGGCUAUAAUUAAAGAACAAGAAUCCAAAAAAGAAGAAAGUCAAUUAAAUGAAAGCAAGUGGGCUAAAUGGAAGCGUCGUGGGAUUAUUGGUGCUGCUGCUGUAACUGGGGGAACUUUGUUGGCUGUUACUGGUGGGUUGGCCGCACCAGCAAUUGCUGCAGGACUAGGUGCUUUGGCCCCAACUUUGGGUACUCUGAUCCCUGUAAUUGGAGCAAGUGGAUUUGCUGCAGCUUUUAGUGCUGCAGGAACUGUUGCUGGUUCUGUUGCUGUUGCUGCAUCAUUUGGAGCUGCGGGAGCUGGACUUACUGGAAGCAAAAUGGCUAGGAGAGUUGGUGGUGUUGAAGAAUUUGAAUUCAAAGCUGUAGGAGAAAACCAUAAGCAAGGUAGGCUAAGUGUGGAGGUCAUGGUCUCUGGAUUUGUUUUUGAGAAGGAAGACUUUUUAAGGCCAUGGGAAGGACAGCAUGACUACUCAGAGAGAUAUGCACUGCAGUGGGAGUCCAAGAAUCUGAUUGCCGUGAGCACUGCAAUUCAAGAUUGGCUUACUUCAAGACUUGCAAUGGAGUUGAUGAAACGAGGGGCAAUGAUGACUGUUCUGAGCACACUUUUAACUGCAUUGGCUUGGCCUGCCGCGUUACUUGCAGCGACUGAUUUCAUAGAUAGUAAAUGGACAAUUGCUAUCAAUAGAGCAGAUAAAGCAGGAAAGUUGCUUGCUAAAGUCUUAUUAAGUGGAGUACAUGGAAAUAGGCCUGUGACACUUGUAGGUUACUCACUCGGAGCAAGAGUUAUUUUCAAGUGUCUUCGGUAUUUGUCCCAGACAGAAAACAGUGCCGAAAUAGUAGAAAGAGUUGUUCUUCUUGGAGCACCAAUCCCAAUCAAGGACGAGAACUGGGAAGCUGCUAGAAAGAUGGUAGCAGGAAGGUUUAUAAAUGCUUAUUCAAGGAAUGACUGGAUGCUCGGAGUUGCCUUCCGCGCCAGCCUAUUAACGAAAGGAUUAUCUGGAAUCCAACCGGUCAAUAUACCUGGGAUCCAAAAUGUCGAUGUCACAAACCACAUUGAAGGCCAUUCUUCUUAUCUGUGGGCAACCCGUCAGAUCAUCGAUGAUCUUCAAUUGGAUACUUACUAUCCCGUUUAUAACAACAUUCUUUGUAUAUCUUGAACUCCCCCUGACGUUGUGGAUCCCAAAAUGGGAGGAAAAGAAAAACUAGAGCAGAAAAAUCACAACCAUUCAGGUGCUCUACUUCUCUGUACAUCAUAGUUAUUGCUAUAGUUAUUGCUGGUGGUCCACCAGUAAAUGCACCGAUUUUAGAUAUAAAAUGCUAAAACUCAGUACUUUUACGGAGUUGACCACCUGAGUUAAGAUAGCUGUAGUAUAUAUACAUUUUCUUUAUCAACUGCACAGAAGCCUCAACUUGUUAUUUGGCGUAACUGGAUUGGAGCAAAAACACUACUUUCAUAUGUGACAAGAAACACCACUUAUAUCUUCUAUAAGGAUUUUAUCUAACAUGAAUGAAAGAUGUAUCAGUUGGUAGUUCAAUGAAAUAUCAGCUGGUACAUAGGUGUUAUAAGCAUAACAUUGCUUAAUGAGAUAAAGGGCAUACUAAGGCUGUGUUUGGGUGCUAU
Molecule: messenger RNA, 2706 nt
Organism: Arachis ipaensis
Lineage: Eukaryota; Viridiplantae; Streptophyta; Magnoliopsida; Fabales; Fabaceae
Product: transmembrane and coiled-coil domain-containing protein STS1
Source: RefSeq, a predicted model, not a curated record